Messenger RNA from Ornithorhynchus anatinus (platypus), 2666 nucleotides. It is a transcript of the gene AOAH, whose product is annotated as acyloxyacyl hydrolase. The transcript has 21 exons. Bases 266 to 1990 code for a protein of 574 amino acids. Lineage: Eukaryota; Metazoa; Chordata; Mammalia; Monotremata; Ornithorhynchidae. The record is from RefSeq and is a predicted model, not a curated record. Gene Ontology annotation, biological process: negative regulation of inflammatory response; lipopolysaccharide catabolic process. Gene Ontology annotation, molecular function: calcium ion binding; acyloxyacyl hydrolase activity.
GUUUCCUGCCUCCCCUGCCCCGGCCGAGAAGGGACGGAGCCUGGGGCCCCCCACUCCUCGGCCUAUUGCUCGGGCGAUACCGUGCCGCUCCGUCCUCUGAGCCGCGGGGGGAAGGUCAAAGGGCAAUGUCCAAGGGGCCCCUUCCUGUUUGGAGAAGAGACAGGGGGAGCAGGAAGAGGACGGAGGGGGGCUCUGGAAGAAGCCUCAGAGACCGGGCUGUUUCCCUGAUCCCCUAGGCCAGGUUUGGGACGCUGCGUCGUCAAAGAUGCAGAGGUCUCCGUCGGUCCUCUCGGCGACAGCUCUGCUCCUCUUCCCGCUCCUUUCCGUCGCCCCGGUCCCUCCUGGAGAGACCCAAGCUGCCCUGCGCCUCUCCAAAGCACACACCUGCCUGGGGUGCGUGCUGGUGGUGUCUGUGAUCGAGCAGCUUGCCCAGGUCCACAAUUGCACCGUAAUGGCCGCCAUGGAGCGACUCUGCGGCUACCUGCCCGAAAAGUUGUUCCUGAAGAGCUCCUGCUACGUGAUGGCUGAUAUUUUUGGACCGGACUUGAUCAGACUGCUGAGCACUAGGGUGAACGCGGACGUGGUGUGCCAUGCCAUCAAGCUGUGCCCCCACGAUGCAGGAAAUCCACUCUGUCAUCUCUACCCGCCGCCCGAGGAGGGGUUGGAAAAGGCGUUGAAGAAGGCAGAAACAAUCGUUGAAAACUCCCAAACCUUGAAGCGUCUCGGGACACCUGCGAACAUCUGUUCCAUCCCUCCUCUGGCCAAGCUCUGCCAGGAAAUUGAAAAAGUGAUAAACAACCAUUUACCUCUUGAAGACUUGGAUGAGGACAAAUAUAGUGUUUUCCCAACUUUAAGGGGCUAUCACUGGAGAGGUAAAGACUGCAACGACAGAGAGAAGGCCGUGUAUCCAGGCAGACGCUCCGUGAACUGGGAUGUGCUCCAGGAUUCUAACUGCAAUGGCAUUUGGGGCGUGGACCCAAGAGAUGGGACUCCAUAUGAGAAGACUUUCUGCCACGGUUCUGGAGCCAGGGGCAUCAUCCUGCUAGGGGACUCAGCUGGCGCUCACUUCCACAUCCCUCCAGAGUGGCUCACGGCGACGCAGAUGUCUUCCAAAUCCUUCUCUAACCUCCCGACAGCCAUGACCAAUGAACUGGACUGGCCUCAGCUUUCGGGCAUGACCGGGUUUCUGAACUCCACCCAAGGAAAUGAGAACUCGGUUUACCUCCGCUUACGUCAGCGGAACCGCUGCAAUCACAGAGACUACCAGAGUAUCUCCAAGAACGGGGCAUCUUCCGAGAACCUUCUCCGCUUCAUAAAGAGUUUGUCCAGGCAGCAAUUGUUGGAUCAUCCAGCUCUGGUCAUCUACUCCAUGAUUGGGAAUGAUGUUUGCAAUGGGAAAGCGGACACCACUGCCUAUAUGACCAGCCCCUCGGCCAUGCGCUCUCACGUCCUGGAGGCCCUGCGGAUCCUGGAUUCCCGCCUCCCCCAGGGCAGCCACGUGGUUCUCAGCGGCCUGGUGGACGGACGCUUCCUGUGGGAUCAUUUGCACGACAGACUCCACCCUCUCGGGCAGUUGAAUAAAGAUGUCACCUACAAGCAGUUUUACACGUUCCUCAGCUGUCUUCAGGUGAACCCCUGUGAGGGGUGGAUGUCUACGAACGAGACCCUCAGAAAUUUCACCUCGGAGAGAGCUGCCCAGCUUUCCCGCGUGCUUCGGGAAGUCGCCGCCCACGAGGCCUUCGCCAGCUUCAGGCUGUUCUACGUCAACUACCCGCUCCAGGAGAUGGCCGAGGAGUGGAAGAAAAGAGGAGGCAAACCCUGGCAGCUGAUAGAACCGGUUGACGGCUUCCACCCGAGCGAGGUGGCUUUGGCCUUGCACGCAGAGUUCUUCUGGACCGCACUUCUCCGCCGGUGGCCCCAAGCCCUGGGAAAGGUGAACCCAUUCAACGACCGGAUCGAGAAGCUGUUCGGAGAUCAGGGAGGUCACUGACGUCCUGGUGGGGUGGUCCCCGUGAGACCGACCGGUGGCCCUCACGGGGGCAGAAAGCCUGGAGGGGCUCAAAAAGACUCAGGUAGAUUCAGCCCAUGUCGAAGGUCCUGACGGUCAAAGAGGCUCUGUCCCCGAGGAGCCGAUUAAUUCCUCAUCGGAGCCGGGAGCGGGGAUUCAACGCCACAAGCGAGGCGAGCGUUCCUUCCUUCCUUCCUUUAUUCAUUCAGUGUGUGCAGAGCACUGUACUAAGCGCUUGGGAGAGUAUGAUACAAUAGACUCAUUCCCUCCCCCCAAGGAGCAAGGUCUUGGCCUUCAGGAGGUUGCCAAAGGUUCCAGUCAAAUCUAUGAGUUAUAUUUGAGCGCUUACUGUGUGUGCAGCACUGUAAUAACAGUAAUUAUGGCAUUUGUUAAGCACUUACUGUGUGCCAAGCACUGUACUGAGCGACACCUGGUUGCCGCCAUAUUUUUCGCCCCACAGAAAUCAGUAUGAGCAGAAUUCUGAGCAGGCCAAGGCUUCUGCCAAGGUGGGCUAGGACCCCUCUAAGCUCUGUUCCCCCUCCCUUAAUUCCACCCCUUCCGUCAUAACCUGCUUCCCCUCCUCACCCAACCUCCCAGUGCACAUUGCAAACCUACCGUCCUGGAAAUAAACAAUAAAAGACAUGAUCGCUGCCCUGUC